UCACACGCAGGUAGUGGUGUCAAGCGCCGAGCUCCGAGACCCGAGCUGGGUGAGGGGCCGCAGGCGGCGGCGUACUCUCGGUGCGCGGUAUGAGUUUGGCUGGGGGCCGAGCCCCGCGGAAGACCGCCGGGAACCGGCUUUCUGGGCUUCUAGAGGCCGAGGAGGAAGAUGAGUUCUACCAGACGACUUAUGGGGGUUUCACAGAGGAAUCAGGAGAUGAUGAGUAUCAAGGGGACCAGUCAGACACAGAGGAUGAGGUGGACUCUGACUUUGACAUCGAUGAAGGGGAUGAACCAUCCAGUGAUGGAGAAGCAGAAGAGCCAAGAAGGAAGCGCCGAAUAGUCACCAAGGCCUAUAAGGAGCCUCUCAAGAGCUUGAGGCCUCGGAAGGUGAGCACCCCAGCUGGUAGCUCUCAAAAGACCCGAGAAGAGAAAGCACUGCUGCCACUAGAACUACAGGAUGAUGGCUCAGACAGUCGGAAGUCCAUGCGUCAGUCUACAGCUGAGCAUACACGACAAACGUUCCUUCGGGUACAGGAAAGGCAGGGCCAGUCACGGCGGCGAAAGGGGCCCCACUAUGAGCGCCCACUGACCCAGGAGGAGCUGCUUAGGGAGGCCAAGAUCACAGAGGAGCUCAACCUGCGUUCACUGGAGACAUAUGAGCGGCUUGAGGCUGACAAAAAGAAGCAGGUUCACAAGAAACGAAAGUGCCCUGGGCCCAUAAUCACCUAUCAUUCUGUGACAGUGCCGCUUGUUGGGGAGCCUGGCCCCAAGGAAGAGAAUGUCGAUGUAGAAGGACUUGAUCCUGCUCCCACAGCUUCUGCAUUGACUUCCCAUGCUGGGACUGGACCCAUCAUCCCCCCUGCCCGCUGCUCACGUACCUUCAUCACUUUUAGUGAUGAUGCAACAUUUGAGGAAUGGUUCCCCCAAGGGCGACCUCCAAAGGUCCCUGUUCGGGAAGUCUGCCCAGUGACCCAUCGCCCAGCCCUAUACCGGGACCCUGUUACAGACAUACCCUAUGCUACUGCCCGAGCCUUCAAGAUCAUCCGUGAGGCCUACAAGAAGUACAUCACUGCCCACGGACUCCCAACUGCCUCAGCCCUGGGCCCUGGCCCACCACCUUCUGAGCCCCUCCCUGGCCCUGGGCCCCGAGCCUUACGUCAAAAGAUCGUCAUCAAAUGAAGAGAUGUCUAAUCCUUAGAAACCCCUUUCCUCCCAACUUGGGUGUCUUGACAUUCCCUCUCCCCUCCUUGCUUCUCCUCUGUCAUCUCUGAUCUUUCUUUACCCAAACUUCUUCUCGUCUAUAUUUCUUUCCCCCCAGUUCCUGCUGGUGUUGUGUUUU
This is a messenger RNA of Loxodonta africana (African savanna elephant), 1341 nucleotides long. It is a transcript of the gene VPS72, whose product is annotated as vacuolar protein sorting 72 homolog. The record is from RefSeq and is a predicted model, not a curated record. Gene Ontology annotation, cellular component: nucleus. The coding region runs from base 90 to 1181 and encodes 363 amino acids. The transcript is spliced from 6 exons. Lineage: Eukaryota; Metazoa; Chordata; Mammalia; Proboscidea; Elephantidae. Gene Ontology annotation, molecular function: ATP-dependent H2AZ histone chaperone activity. Gene Ontology annotation, biological process: regulation of DNA-templated transcription; chromatin remodeling.